Leptosia nina is the source of this 558-nucleotide messenger RNA. The record is from the annotation of a GenBank genome assembly. Lineage: Eukaryota; Metazoa; Arthropoda; Insecta; Lepidoptera; Pieridae.
AUGAUCACAAACUUUGAUAAGCUGUGCGGCGAUUUAGAAAAGCAAGAACUUGAGGCUCCAAAUGGAAUUGCUUCACCAACUACAUACGCCCAGUUACUAGCCAUAUAUCUUUAUCAAAAUGACUUGUGUAAUGCAAAAUUUUUAUGGAAACGAAUACCCCAGACUAUAUCAGCAAGUAAUCCUGAAUUAGCAGCAAUAUGGGCAGUUGGACAGAAAUUGUGGAAAAAGGAUUUACCACGCACUUACCAAGCUCUUGCAGCAUACCAUUGGAUAGACCCAGUAGCUACAAUCAUGAGAGCACUUGAAGAAAAUGUUAGAGAAAGAGCAUUCAAUUUGAUUGGUAGAUCAUAUAGUUCAAUAUCAGUUGACACUGUUGUCUCUGCAACUGGUCUUAGUAAAGAGGCUGUUUUGCAAAUAUGUAGAGAUCGUAAGUGGGAGUUGAGUGACGACGGAGUGACUGUCAAUCCAAUACCGCCUACUCAGCCCGCACCGCUGCAUACGUCAAGUGAAGACCAGCUCUUUAAGCUCACCGAUUUUGUAUCAUUCUUAGAGAAUUAA